UAGACGGCGACCAGCGCGAGCGCGAGCGCACGCAUUUCUUCUCGGCGGCUCAGCGUUUAUAUUUCCCCUCUGACAUCAUUCGCGUUAGAUCAGAUCGGCCAGAGUGUGUCGGUCGGUGUGUAUGUGUUCUGUUUGCCUGGGUUUACUUUUUCUGUUUGUUUGUAUUUGUUUUGUGUUUGCGAUCCGAUCCGAUCCGAUCCGACAGUCGAAAUCAAGAGGUGACUCCGAGUCAGCCGCACUCUCUCCGCUGCCGCCAGUCGUUGAACGUAAUGCUUCGGAACCGGCGCCCGAAACUCCCGAAAGUGUCGAAUGAGCCGCAACCGCGAUCGCAAGGAUUCGCCAACGAGAGUCGCAGAAGGGAUCAGCUAGCUCCCAGGAUCCCCGAGUGAUUCCUGGCAGGCGUCGCUCCGACGUCCACCACCUAGCUCCUCCUGCUCCCGCUCCCGCUCUGCCCCCCACUAUGUACUCGGCGGUCCGCACGUACGACUACGAGUAUCCCGAAUCGGAGAUGGACGAACGGGAGAGCCUAUACUUUGACACGAUUUCGCUGGCGGACUCCGAGGCGGCCGCCGCGCACCGCAAGUCGAUGUCGCAAUCGAGGAACACCAUCUACCACUCUGCGGUCGACCUGGCCGAAAACGAGGGACGAAACAGUCUGCGGUUGGGCGCUGCCGAGCACGCGGCUCUGGCGUGGCAGCCCGGAUACCGCCAGUCAACGGCGCUGGAACAUCUGAGAGAAACGGGAGGCGGCGGCGACCACACGGACGCAGCUAUAACCGCCCAGAUCCUGGCCCUGCAAAACGGACGCGGCCACCUGCCCACCGGAAUCGGUGUCGGUGGCGGACCCGGCAGAAACGCCGCUGGCGGCGCUGACGCAGGAUGUGGUGACGAUGAGGUCUCUAGACGUCUUUUAAGAAAUAGUAGCACCAUUUCUAAUAAAGAUAAGAAAUUGCCAAUUACAUACUCCCAGUGGAAAUCGAGGACGUAUCGCCGCUUUGACGAUGGCAACCGCAGCGUGGACUUCGUGCUGGCCUACAAUGGCGAGGUCCAGUUGGAGGAGCAUCGGCGCAAGCGCGAAAUCUUUGAGGCGAACUUGCGGCGGGAGGGCUUACAGCUGGAGCACAACAAGGUGCAGCGCGUCCACUUCAUCAAGAUUCAUGCGCCGGCGGAGGUGCUCUACCGCUAUGCCGAGAUACUCAAGAUCAAGGUGCCGCUGAAACCCAUUCCAGGCCAGGAGCAAAUCUUCGCCGAGUCCGCGCACGAGUUCAAGUCCUGCUUCACGCGGAUGUGUCGCAGUCUGUUCAGUUCCGUGCAGCUGAACACGGCACUCUUCCCGGAGCGCGAAGGCCGCAUUCACCUCGAGUUUAGCCGCAACUACCUGGACCUGUACGACAAGGAGCACCCAAACUUCUUCGACGCCAGCACCCGCUACUCCAUUAUCAACUUUAUUCUGCAGCGCCAGCACUUCGUCGAGGGCGAGGAGACGGCCGACAACCUGGGCGUCGAGAAGCUCGUCCAGGACGGGGUCUACUCCUGCGCCUACACUCUGCACGACAAAGACGACCGCGAUCGCCUGCUCAAGGAAUGGGCCAACGUCAGCAAGUGGAAGAACCUCCAACCACUGGACCAAAUCAAAGACUACUUCGGAGCCAAGGUAGCGCUGUACUUUGCAUGGCUGGGAUUCUACACACAGAUGCUGAUACCCAUCAGUGUGCUGGGAAUACUCUGCUUCUUCUACGGAUUCCUCACGUGGAGCAACGAUCCAAUUAGCCGGGACAUCUGCGACGACAACGGAACCAUCAUGUGUCCACAAUGCGACCGAAGCUGUGAUUACUGGAGGCUUAACGAGACCUGCACGUCUUCCAAGUUCAACUAUCUGAUCGACAACAACAUGACAGUAGUGUUCGCCCUGGCGAUGUCCAUUUGGGCCGUGGCCUAUCUGGAGUUCUGGAAGCGCUACUCGGCGGGUCUAGUCCACCGCUGGGGCCUCACCGGAUUCAACCACCAUGUCGAGCAUCCGCGACCCCAGUACCUGGCCAAGAUAUCGCGGUCCAAGAAGCUGUCCGGCAAGUCAGAGCUGCAGGACGAGAAUGGCAAACGGCCGAUCCUGGACCCCGACGUGCCCUUUUGGAGCAUCAAGUUCCUGCCGAACUUCACCAGCUACAGCAUAAUGAUACUGUUUAUUUGCAUAUCGGUCAUCGCUAUCGCUGGCAUCAUCAUCUACAGGAUGGCGCAGCGCGCCUCGCAUAGCAUCCUGGGAAGCGAAAACUCCAUGACGUUCAAGGUGAUGAUCCUGCCCAUGACUGCGGGAAUAAUCGACCUUAUCGUCAUCUCCAUGCUGGACCUGGUUUACUCCAGCCUCGCCGUCAAGCUGACUAACUAUGAGUACUGCCGCACGCAGACGGAGUACGACGAGAGCCUGACCAUCAAGAACUACGUGUUCCAGUUUGUGAACUACUACUCCUCGCUCUUUUACAUCGCGUUCCUCAAGGGCAAGUUUGUCGGCUAUCCGGCAAAGUACAAUCGCGUCCUCGGCUUUCGUCAGGAGGAGUGCAACCCGGGCGGCUGCCUCAUGGAGCUCUGCAUGCAACUGGUCAUCAUUAUGGCAGGCAAACAAGCUGUGAACGCUAUCGUGGAGAUGCUCAUCCCUUAUCUGAUGCGCACCUUCAAGGAGCUGAGCUAUCGCCACGGCUGGCACAAGAACAACAAGGACCAGCGACUGGUGCCCUACAAUCAGUUCACCGAAGACUAUAACCUCCUGCCCGCCGAAAAUAACUCUCUCUAUGCGGAAUAUUUGGAAAUGGUUGUGCAGUUCGGGUUCAUCACACUGUUCAGCUUGGCCUUUCCCUUGGCCCCGCUUCUGGCCCUGCUUAAUAAUGUGAUCGAAGUCCGGCUGGACGCCAUAAAGAUGCUCCGCUUCGUGCGACGUCCCGUUGGGAUGCGGGCACGCGACAUCGGAGUUUGGCACAGUAUUAUGACCGUCGUCACUAGGAUAGCCGUGGCCUCGAGUGCAAUGAUUAUCGCAUUUAGUACGAAUCUGAUACCAAAAAUCGUGUACGCCGCGUCGAUGGGCGAUCCAGAGUUGAACAACUACCUGAACUUUACGCUGGCGGUGUUUAAUACCAAGGACUUCCAGGUGGAGCCGCUUCUGGGGGGCAGUCAGUUUGUGAAUGAAACCCAGUGCCGGUACACCGAGUUUCGGAAUCCGCCAUGGCACGAACAGCCCUACAAGCGCCCGAUGAUUUAUUGGAAGAUUUUGACUGGCCGGUUAGCCUUCAUUGUAAUUUACCAGAACAUAAUCAACAUGCUUCAAGGAAUCCUGCGUUGGGCGGUUCCCGACGUCUCUGGCCGCUUGCUGAAACGCAUUACGCGCGAGAACUUCUUGCUGCGGGAGCACAUAAUCGACUACGAGAAGCAGCACGCCAUGCAGCAGGCCCAGAUGACGGUGAACGGCCUGCGUCAGAGGACAACGGACACCCAAGCCCCUGGAUACGAUGACGCCACCACUUUCGUAUGAAGAGAUGUGGCGGGUCAUUCCUUGGUUUCUAGGCUAAAACCCGUAGAUAGUUUGCGUAAUUUGUACAUACGAACACCAGUGAUCCCCGCAGUGCAGUUGGGGACUCGUACUUAAGAUGUUCUUUUGUACUAUUCGCAUUGGGAAUGCUCAACGAAUUUGGGACAGUCCCACCGAAUUUGGGACUGUGCUCUCGAGUCAAGGAACUGCAUUUUUAUAUAUACCCACACGAAUAUUGUUUUGUAUUGAUAUUUGAUUUCCGGUUUGGAGCCAAGAGAACCCCGUAGUUGGCCAAGUCGCUUUAGCAGCACAUGAGUAUACUAUAAGCAUAUGAAUAUGAAUAUAAAUAUAAAUAUAUAUUUCAAUAUUUUAAAAUAAUAUUUACACGUCCAAAGUGCAUUAACAACGAGACGAGGAAGCAUAUAUGAUUUGUGAAGGAAACCAACCGUAGCUGGUAUCAAUCUACAUAUGUAUUUCUAUGAAGCAAACCUACGAUACAUCAUGAACAAAACGAAUAAUACCCACACCACAGAUUGUGUUAACACUAAUAUUAAAUACCAUUCAAUGUACCUAACAAUGUUGCCCACAGCCGAAUACCGAAUACCCCCUCCCUACAAUUCCUUUUUAAUUGUUGAUUAUUGCCAAGCGAGAGCAUUGCACUUAGCGCAAUAUUGUUGUUUUGAUAAAAAUAUAUCUACGACUAACAAACUAUUAAGAUAUAGGCUAAGCCCAAGAUUAAUUUUUACGUUGUGUGCUGCCUGCCGCAUAUGAAAUUAGAAUAACGAAUAAAGACGGAUUCAAAUGCAAUAUUA
Drosophila ananassae is the source of this 4326-nucleotide messenger RNA. Its product is annotated as anoctamin-6. Lineage: Eukaryota; Metazoa; Arthropoda; Insecta; Diptera; Drosophilidae. Gene Ontology annotation, cellular component: plasma membrane. The coding region runs from base 461 to 3517 and encodes 1018 amino acids. The record is from RefSeq and is a predicted model, not a curated record. The transcript is spliced from 9 exons. Gene Ontology annotation, biological process: chloride transmembrane transport. Gene Ontology annotation, molecular function: protein dimerization activity; chloride channel activity.